AUGGUCAUCAAACCUGAAAAUCAAACAUCUUCAACUUCAAAAGGAGGAGUUGCAGCACUUAUGGACUGUGCCGCAACAGAAAUGAGCAGACUACGCAACAAGUCGACCGUUUUGAAGAGGUACGCAAUUCAGGAGACCCGAAGGUCACCCGAGCCCCCUCCAUCACCUCCACAUCCACAAACCCCUCACAAAAUUAAUGCGCAGGAACGCAAAGAAAAAGCCACCAGCACCACGGACACUUUAACUAGUCUUCUUCAGAUCCAACUGGCACAAAUCAACCGGAUGUCAGAAACAUUCAGCAAUCAAAUAGCUCAUGAAAGAGCUCUCUUGGAAUUAUUACAAUUGGAGUAUAAUCGAGUCAAAUCGGAGGUGAAAAUCUGCGAAAGUGAAAAUGAUUCAGCACCUGCUGAUCUGAUGAAUCAAUUUAGGCACCUAAAGGAACGUCUUGAACAGCAAGAAACUCUAAUUGAUGAUUUGGAAUAUCAGUACUUGGAGGACAAAACCAAGUAUGAAGAAGAGAAAGAGAGCUUGAUAGCUCAGCUCAAACAACAGGAGGAGACAAAUUCAGAGACUUCCCAUAAAACUGGACAUUUGGGGAAUGGAGGGACUGGUGCGCGUCGGGAACAGAGUCCUGAAGAUGCCUACACUUAUCCAUCUUCGAUAUUCUCCUCCAAUGUUCCCCACACUCGAGCUAUUUCUCCAAUCUGCUCUCCCCCAACUGCCGUUUCCCCUCUAAAAUUCAACGGCAAUCAGAGCAAUUCUAAUAGUAUUGAUAAUCACCGUGAAAUCUUCCAAUCCGGUAAUACAAUCACGUCAAACGACAAGAAUGAUGUUGCGGUUCCACGGGAGGAGGUACCUCAAAGUAUGCCUUUAUCUUCACCUCGAAGUGUGAUUUCUAGCAAUGGCGAUUUCAGCCAUUUUUCACACAUUAUGAUGUCGUCUUCACCUGUUGGGCAUCUUCAAAAUACUCCGGUUUUGCAAGAACAAAAAACCCCCUCUCAACUCAACUCAUCUCCAUCCUAUCAUCAACAAAAUGGCUCCAGUAUGGAUGAAACAUGCUAUACCAGAAGAGAGGAUCAAAAUGCCUCUCCACAGACAAGUUCCUCUUUUCAGGGUGGAGGCUCGAAUCCUCACACAACAACAACUUCCUCGAGUUCUUCUCUCUUUCCCAGUGGAAGAGACCUCCAACAGUCUUCCUGUACCUCGUUCUCAAAUAAUGUCUUCCAUGCCGUACCUCCACUCCUGUCUUCACUGAGUGCUAAUGCUGAUAAUCGACAAUGGAGUAGAGAGGACCCAGUACCGAACCGCUGUAAUGAGGAAGUUCGAAUUCGUCAACGACAAAGAACUUCAUCUGCAGUUUCAAGGCAAUACUGGCAGGACAAUGAGGUAAUAACACAAUUUUAUUGA
Molecule: messenger RNA, 1407 nt
Organism: Rodentolepis nana
Lineage: Eukaryota; Metazoa; Platyhelminthes; Cestoda; Cyclophyllidea; Hymenolepididae
Source: the annotation of a GenBank genome assembly